This is a messenger RNA of Drosophila navojoa, 850 nucleotides long. RefSeq names its product proteasome inhibitor PI31 subunit. Gene Ontology annotation, biological process: proteasome-mediated ubiquitin-dependent protein catabolic process. Gene Ontology annotation, molecular function: endopeptidase inhibitor activity; proteasome binding. NCBI's taxonomy places the organism in Eukaryota, Metazoa, Arthropoda, Insecta, Diptera, Drosophilidae. The record is from RefSeq and is a predicted model, not a curated record.
AAAUUCGUAAUAAUAAUGGCUGCAACAACAACGGCGGAGGAUGUGCACAAUGCGGACUUCUUUUACGGCUGGGACUUACUAUUUAAAACUGUGGAGACUCGAGUUGUCAAGAAGGCGGACGUGCUGAUGGUCCUCGCCCACUUUCUGCUGACCAAGCAUUGUAAUUUUCGUUGCGUUGGCAUCGGCGAUGACAAAAGUGUGCCGGAUGAUGAGCCCGGCAGCGAACUAUUGCCGGAUCAGUGGAACGGAGAUAGUGCCAAGUACUCGCUGAGAUAUGUGCGCAAUAAGGUCCUCUAUUUGCUGCUGGCCCACAUUACCGAGGAUGCGCUGAUCGUCAAUUUGCUGGAUGUGAACACCAAGAACGUUUCCAAUCUCUGCCUCACGCCAGACACUCUGGUGGCCGACUUGAGGGGUGGCAUUGCCAAGACCCUGCCCACCGCUGGCGCAGUGGUUGAACGCUUUCGCCGCGAGCUCUGCGAUCCGGUAUUUGCGGCAAAUAUCCGCGAAGUGGUCGUACCGCAAACGACCACCCAGACGCCGGUGCAGACAACGGAUCCACUUGCCGAUGACAGUCGACAGCCGGUGGCAUAUAUGCCGCACAGUUUCGAGAUAAAUCCCUUUAAUGUGCCCGAUGUUGGACGGGGCGAUUUGGAUCCAUUAUCCGGCGGUUUGGGUAAUCUUUUUCCUUUUCCACGAAAUCCGGCGCCCCGUCGUCCGAACGCACCUGACCAGACCACCCCAGAUCCGGAUCACGCUCAGCCCCCAGACUGGACUCCCGAUAGCUACAUGUGAGAUGACGCGCACACAAAUUGGCCAUGAGUUUACUAAAUCCGCCUAAUAAAAUUAAUUA